AGAAUUUCUACGAGAAAAUGUUAGUUUGAGUACACAUCGCAGUUAUCCUGUGUCCAAUUCAUUGUUAAAUCUCGGUAGAAUACGAUUGGUCGCCAUGCAGCCUGUUACAAUAGUGGAAGAUAAUCCUCAGCGGGAGGGCUAUGCCGGGAACUACAGAGUAGGGGCUGUCACAUGUGUCUCUGUGAUGCUAUUGCUAUACGCCAUAGGGGUGGCGGUUUGUGGAGGUGUUGGAUAUAUCGCAGGUGCGAUACCCCCAUCUACCAUAUUAUACUAUCAGAUCUGCGCCUUCGCUCUCGGAGGGCUUUAUCUUUUAACUUCAGUCAUCGGAUUUGGAACAGCGUGUAGGAACAUGUGCAUGAUUGUGUUCUUCCUGAUAACGUGUAUCUUGUCAAUGGUGGGAAGUUUAUCAGCUUGCGGGUACUUCUUCUACUGCAUCUACUGGUUUGUAGACAUAGAGACAGAUUUGCGGCAGUGUUAUGCAGUGUGUUUGUAUUUCUUCAUCCCUAAUUGUGUCUCGGCUUUUUUGAGUAUUAUCGGUUUCUUCACUGCUCUGGCCGGGUCUAUCUACUGCUGCAAGGGCAUGUCCUCCCCCAGUAACAGAAUAGCGUCUCAAUGGUUACGGUUAGCUCCCAAUCAGCCACUUGUCAUCGACUAUUAGUAUAAAUGAUGGAUGAAUUCAGUGGCGUACACAUAGGGGACUUGGGGCAGUUCCCCCCACCCCCCCCCCC
Molecule: messenger RNA, 728 nt
Organism: Lytechinus pictus (painted urchin)
Lineage: Eukaryota; Metazoa; Echinodermata; Echinoidea; Temnopleuroida; Toxopneustidae
Exons: 7
Coding region: 95-658 (187 amino acids)
Source: RefSeq, a predicted model, not a curated record